Messenger RNA from Scheffersomyces stipitis CBS 6054, 2628 nucleotides. It is a transcript of the gene COG4, whose product is annotated as Golgi transport complex subunit. The transcript has a single exon. The record is from RefSeq and is a predicted model, not a curated record. NCBI's taxonomy places the organism in Eukaryota, Fungi, Ascomycota, Pichiomycetes, Serinales, Debaryomycetaceae. The coding region runs from base 1 to 2628 and encodes 875 amino acids.
AUGCUGAAAUCUUCGUACGAUUCCCAGUCGUCCAAUUUGUUUGCGUCGCUUGGAGAAGCGGAAUUGGCUAGGAAUCUAGACCAAUUGUCACUCCUAUAUAAGGAAGCCACUAGUCCCAACGAUCUCGUAGCAUUGAUAGAACUGAUCGAUGAGGCCACUGAAAAAAUCGAUAAUGAGUUGAGCUACUAUGUGGCGUUGAAGCUGAAGCGUUUUCAGCAGGAAAUUACGAGCAUUGAGUUGAACAGAGCUACCAAGUUGUCUUCUACCAUAGCCAACUCGAACGAGCUACUGAAUCUUUUCCAUAGUGCCAAUGACUUGGGCCAUUCAUUGACAUUUAAAAUCAAGUCGUUGGACGAGGAAAUUGGAAAUGUCAACAAAACUCUUGAGUUUGUUUCAGAUAUUCAAUUGCUUCGUAACAAUAUCAACCAGGCAAACUAUGCUAUAGAACAUAGUAACUGGGAAGUUGCAGCGCAGUGUAUCCAUACCAUUACUUCUAAACUAUCUAAAGAGCUUAUUAACGGCAAGUUUGCAUCUGUGGUUAUCCCGUCAACUGAUAUCCCGGAGUUGCCAGAGGUAACCAUCAACGGCUGGAUUGCUCAGUUGACUGAAAUAUUCAAGAAGAAGUUCAACGACGCUGCUCAUGACAAAAAUGUAGAACAACUAACGAAAUAUUUCCAGCUAUUUCCCUUGAUUAACCAAGAAGAAAUCGGUUUGAAUUGCUACUCGAAGUUCAUCUGUCAAAUUAUCAGCGAUACACUGAAGAAUCUAGUAACUUCUACCUCCACUGUUAAUGCCGCAGACUUGAAAGUAGGCAUUUUCUCUACGAUAACCAUCCAGUUGUUUGAGAGCAUUUCCAUGAUGCUUUCACAACAUGGGCCGUUGAUAAAGAGGUACUAUAGUUCAACAUACCCCAACGCCUUGAACUAUGUGAUUUCUCGUAUCCAGAACGAAAUCGACACCCAGAUAGGAAUUGUAGCAGACACAUUCUACGAUGUCCGGAGAUUAGACAAGUACUUCCAGGAUAUCAAGUUGUACAACUUUCCUGUGCUCGCAAGAAGAAUGAAUGAACUACAGGAGCAGAUGAAUGAAAACAGAUUACUGGAGGAAAACGUUGACUUGAAUUCUACAAAUGACUUAGUUUCGAUUGUGCAAGUAGGAGAUCUCAUUAAUGAGUUGGCCACUAUACUUCAUCACUGGUCUUUGUACUGUAAGUUUAUCACCGUUAAGUACUUCAAGGAUGAGUCUACUGAUGGAAAGGAGUUGAAAUUGCCGGACUUAAUACUCAAUUCCAACUUCACAAAAAAAAUCCACAACAAGUAUCUCCCGUCAUUUGAGAACUUGUACAUUUUUUAUUUCCGCCGGUCUUUGGAGAAAGCAAUCACCAUAGAAGAGUUGCCCUCAUUGGAGACGUUCUUGUUGUACAACCCUAAUGUUCAUGAAAAAUCCACAGCCCCAGAACAGGUACCAUGUUCUUCUGUUAUUGAGGACGUGACGUUGGUGUUGAAUUCAAUGCUUCGUAAUGUUAUAGAUUCCAGUAUUCCGUCAACCGUGAAGAAGUUUAUAAGUGAAAGCUUUGCUGUGAUCCAACACGAUUUGAUCAAUGCCUUUUUCAUCAAGAACUUGAAUGACAACCAGCCACGUUACAACCAGACGUUAUCGUUGGUUUCUACCUUGAGCACUGCUAAUGCAUUAAGUGGAACUUCCAGUCCCGGAAUAACCAGAAGCGGUACUCCUGAGCCCAGUUCUACAUCUGGCAUGGGUUUCCUCAAAGGUGCCUCCAGCGCAUUGGGUAAUGUAGUUAGUAGUGGAGGUGCUUCAGCUAUCGUUGGAGGACUUCAGACAGCUCCUAAUAACCCUAAGUUGUUGCUGUUUCUCCUUUAUUUGAAUACGGUAGCCAUGGGCCAGGAGUAUUUCUCAAAAGUGUUUGACAAUAUCAUUAAAAACCCAAACUAUUUAAAUAAUGCAUUCCCGUUCGGAAAAGAUAGAGAAAAGGUUGAGUUGAUAUUGAAGAACGAGUUCAUAGAUCCGUUCAUCAGCAUCACCAACAAGAUAAUCAGUGACAGUAUAGUGAAUCUCUACAACCAGUCCAUCAAAAAUAAACUUGUUCAGUCUAUCAACGAGCUUUUCCCGGAAUCUAGUGAUUCCAACUACAUUAUUUACUCAUCUGGUGUACUUAACGACAACUCGUUGUUGAUUAAGUUUACCACUAUAUGGCAAUCUUUGAUUCGUCCAUACAUUCAAACGUUGCAUAAGACAUUAAUUUUUCUGAAACUCAUGAGACUAUUGGUGGUCAAUUUGGCUAAUCUUAUUGAAAAGAAGUUGAUCACUGUCAUCAAGAAGUUUAAGAUCAACGAAUUGGGAGCCAUCAAAUUGGAAAAGGACUUGUCUUUCUUGAUUAAUGAAGUCUGUGAAUCCAACUACCGACUUCGUGAGAAAUUUGUUAAAGUUACCCAGCUUGUCUUGUUGGUUGGCAUGGAUGACGACGAGUAUGACGAAAGUAUUAAACAUGUCAACCAGAGCAACAAGCAUCUAGAAGACGGAGAGGAGGUGGAAGAAAAUGAAGUCAUUGGUAUCAACUGGGUUUUGACACCACAAGAAAGAAAGCAAAUAAGGAAAUUUAGAGUAUAG